This is a messenger RNA of Epinephelus fuscoguttatus (brown-marbled grouper), 2532 nucleotides long. It is a transcript of the gene dnaaf4, whose product is annotated as dynein axonemal assembly factor 4. Lineage: Eukaryota; Metazoa; Chordata; Actinopteri; Perciformes; Serranidae. The transcript has 9 exons. Bases 181 to 1428 code for a protein of 415 amino acids. Gene Ontology annotation, biological process: cilium movement; inner dynein arm assembly; heart development. Gene Ontology annotation, molecular function: nuclear estrogen receptor binding. The record is from RefSeq and is a predicted model, not a curated record.
CGGCAGUAGGAGCAGAUCCUGCCCUUUACUGCUUUUCUUCUUUUGUUGCUGAAGUUAGUUUUGAACCGUACAUCGAUACUUUUGUGCUGUUUGUAAACCAUAAUUGGAGAGCCGCUACUUCUGAGCAGCUGCUGGCUCAACUACAAACAGGACAGGACACGAAGAGACGGCUGUGCCGAAAUGCCGCUGCUAGUAACAGACUACUCCUGGACACAGACAGAGUCAACCGUUUGCAUAAGUGUGCCUUUAAAAGGAGCAAAAGCUGGGAGAGUGGACAUUCUGUCUACAGACGAAUACCUCAAGGUGCAUUACCCACCAUAUCUGUUUGAAGCCUUCCUGUUUGAGCCUGUUGAUGAUGAGAGGAGCACAGCAAAGGUUGGAAAUGAAGUUGCAGUCAUCAGUUUGCCAAAGAGGACCAAUAAAGUGUGGGAGCAUCUGAUGAUAACUACAAAUGAAAAAGAAAAAAAGAAGGAGAUCAGAGAAAGGGCCCUGUUGAAAUACCAGGAAAAGCUUUCUUCAGAGUCCAGGUUCAAGGUGGAGAAACAGCAUGCAGAGAAGAAGUAUGCCCUAGAGACAAUGAUGAAGCUUGAAAAAGAAGAAAGAGACAGUAUCCAGAAAACGAAGGACGCUGAGCGAGAGAAAACCACAGCAGAGUUGGCUGCAUGGCAACUGAGACAGAAACAAAAGGCAGAGGGAGAAGCCCUACUAAAACUCCAGAGUCAGAGAAACCAUCAACACAAACUGAAAGCCCUGACAGAGAAGCAGGAAAAUGGACUCUCAGAGGUCAAACUGAAUCAAAGAGGCAAUAGUGAAGCAAACAGCAAGGGAAAACAAGCGGACCUGCCAGCUCCAAGACCCCCUGGAAACAUUCAAGUCACAUUCACCCCACGAGUUUUCCCAACAGCCCUCAGGGAAUCAAGAGUGCCAGAGGAGGAAGAGUGGCUCAGUAAACAAGCUGAAGCCAGGCGUGCAGUAAAUGCAGAUGUUGAAGACCUCAAGGAUCUGAAAGAAGAGGAGAGAAGCCCUGACUGGUUAAAGGACAAAGGAGACAAAUGUUUUGCGACUGGGGACUACCUGGGUGCAGUGAAUGCCUAUAACCUAGCUGUCAGACUCAACGGAAAGAUCCCAGCUCUGUACUCAAACAGGGCUGCUUGUCAUCUGAAGUUAAAAAAUCUUCACAAAGCCAUAGAGGAUUCCUCUCAGGCACUUGAUCUGUUGACUCCACCAGUUGCUGCUAAUGCAGUUGCCAGAGCCAGAGCCUACGUCCGCCGAGGAUCUGCUUUCUGCCAGCUACAGCUCUAUGCAGAAGGGCUGCAAGACUACCAAGCUGCUCUAAAGAUUGACCCUCACAACGAAGCACUGCAAGCAGACACGCAGAGAAUCAGAGACAUUAUUCAAGGCUCUGCAGCUGAUCCUGAGACACAGUGAAACACAGAGAAUGUACUGCACAUAUGGCUAUUUAUUGUUUGUGUUGUUUUUCUGUUACCUAAUGGUUUAGGAAAUGAUGGCAGCCAAAGCUGCUACAUAUCUGUAGCCAUGAGAUCAAAUCCUAUCUUUGAUCCCUCCUGUAGUCAUGGAGAUACAGGGAGGCUUCAGGUUGUUACUUGCUGAUUUAUCAGAAGCUGGUAUGUCAGAGGUAUGUCAGCAACAGACCUGAAGGAUUAUGAAACAGUGUUGUGGAGUGAGUGUGUUUUACUGACCAGCAAGAUGCAGAGUGUAUGGAAGCCACUCUAGCAGUGUGUAUACAACACCCUCAUGUGGUCAAAGUUGGCACGUCCUCAAAUGAAAUGCAAAUAAUGGAUGUUUAUAUCACCAUGUAAAUUAAUGGAAUGAAUUUCUGUCUGGCCCUGGUUGUGUGUUUUGUACAUGAAGAUAACUUCAGCCUUUUGCUUAUGUAUUUUCUGUCAGUUUUAAAAUAUCGUCAUAAGAAACGGUAAAAUUAGUACAUUCAAAUUGCAGUGGAAGAUAAAGUUAUUCUAUUUGAGCAUGCAAAAGUCAUUGAGCUUUCAAGACCAAAGUCUCGUCAGAUUUCAGGAUCUGUUUUGUUGGUAUGAUAGCACUGUUCUCAAAGUGAUGUCAUAUAAAAGACAUGGCUCAUAGGGUUGGAUUGUUUAAAAGGCUGCUUGGCUGCUUUAACCAGGAGGCAGGGGGAUUCUCUGAGGCCCAAAAGAACGCUCAGUUCAGCUGUACAGCACAGCAUUGCUCUGUUGGUGUGAGGGUAAAAUAUGCUCCAAUACUCAAGUGCAAAUCUGAGGUACUUGUACUUCGCUGUUUCUUUUACCAGCAGGUUCAACGAAAAGUGGGUAUUUUAAGCUAAACCACAAUGUUUUCUUUACCACAGACAAUUGGUUUCUGUGCAUAAACUGAACCACACUUUAACCACGGUGUUAUUGAAACAUAGAGAAAUGUAACUUUUUAUCAUAUCCACUCAGUAAUAAUGUACAAAUGUAAUCAUUUUUUUCUGGGUAUUCUGAGUACUUUUACAUUAUUGUAUUGGUUCUUUUACCAAAGUAAAGGUUCUGGAUACUUCUA